GGCCAGAGCAGACUGAUCAAAUUGGCCAAAAGUUUGGCGAUCGACGACUCCGCAGGUCUUCGGCAAGUCGGACGCAGCCAUGUCUAACUCGAACCAAAGCCCGGACUCGAGGAAGGAGGUGAACUGGAAGAUCAGGAGGUUGGUCCAGAAGCAGGAUGAGUUCAAAAAGCUGUGGCAGACCGACCAACUGAGCCACGACACUAAGGUGGAGGCUCUGGAGUCCCAGAACCGGGCGCUGCAGGAGAAACUGGAUGCGGCCAGCAAGGAGGAGGAGGAGCUGAUGACCCAGGUGAGAGUCCACAAAGCGCAGAUCUUCUCCCUGGAGCAGAGGAAGUGCCUCAUACAAUCGGAGGCCAAAGACCUGAAAGUGGUUCAGGGUCAGCUGGAGGGGAAGAUCGGCGAGCUGGAGGCGGCGCUGGUCACUUGGGAGAAGAACCUGGAAGCCCAGGCCCAGAAGCACAGCGAGCAACUGCAGAAGGUGGAUGACGAGUGGAAGGAGAAGAUGCGCGAGAAGGACGAGGCCUUCGCCAAGCAGGCGGCCGCUCUUCAAGCUCAGAUGGACAAGAUGAGCAAGCAGGCCGAGGAGCUGGCCGAGGACAAACAGAAACUGCAGGUGGCGCUGAGCGAGCGGCAGGAGGAGCUGGAGGCCCAGAAGGGCAUUCGCGACAAACUGCAGUAUGACCACGGCGUGGAGAUGAGACUCAUCCAAAUGCAGAAGAACGCCCUCUCCAACAAGGUGACCGCUCUCACCAACACCACCGACGACCUGAUGGAGAAGAAGGAAGCCCUCAAAAAGUCCGACGAGCAAAAGAGCAAAGAACUCAAGGCCAAGAAUGCCGACAUCAGCGACCUGCAGACGCACAAGGAGAUCGUCAACGCGCAGCUUCAGCGCGAGGAGCGAGGGGCCGCCACCCUGAGGGAAUCUCUCAGACACAUGGAGACCGACAUGGAGGCCCUGAGGGUCGAGUAUACGAUCGAGCAGGCCGCCCACAAGGUCACCAAGAAGGACCUGGCCCUGGCCAAGAUGCAGGCCAACGACUUGGCCGAGAAGAUCAAGUUCCACGAGGGCCGUGUCAAGGCCCACCAGGCCAGCGUCAAGAAUCUGGAGUGCGUGCUCCUCACCAAGGACACGUACAUACGCAGGUUCCGCGAGGACCUGGAGACCUCCAUCUCGCUCAUCAACAGGCCAAAGACCUUCACCAAGGCCAUCACCAGCCUCAAGAGGAAGUACAUCACGGGUGACCUGGACGUUUGCGUGGACACCAUCGAGGAAAAGAUCGCAAAGUUCUUGGAGUCCAACAAGUUGCAGUCGGACCACUUCGAGAAGACUACCCAGAGCCUGCGGCGCCAGCUGGAGCAGAAAGACACGGAGACCCAGAAGAGGCUCCAGAAACUGGACCGCUGCCGCGGAGAACUCAUCAAGAUCAUCAACGAGCAGCGCCUGGAGAUCGCCAAGGUCAAGGCGGAGCUUAACGACGUCACGCAUCAGCUUCGGCAGAUGGCUCCGCCCCUCGCUGCUGCCAGGACCAAUCGACCUUGAACACCCCACACACCCCGUCCGUCACUCGGCACAACACACACACACAGACACACACACACAGACACACACACACACAAGGCAGACGGCAGUAAAGUUGGGAC
Hippocampus comes (tiger tail seahorse) is the source of this 1641-nucleotide messenger RNA. RefSeq names its product paramyosin-like. The record is from RefSeq and is a predicted model, not a curated record. The coding region runs from base 80 to 1540 and encodes 486 amino acids. The transcript has a single exon. Lineage: Eukaryota; Metazoa; Chordata; Actinopteri; Syngnathiformes; Syngnathidae.